Messenger RNA from Macadamia integrifolia, 1401 nucleotides. Its product is annotated as cytochrome b5-like. The record is from RefSeq and is a predicted model, not a curated record. Lineage: Eukaryota; Viridiplantae; Streptophyta; Magnoliopsida; Proteales; Proteaceae. Gene Ontology annotation, cellular component: intracellular membrane-bounded organelle; membrane. The transcript has 3 exons. The coding region runs from base 342 to 749 and encodes 135 amino acids. Gene Ontology annotation, molecular function: heme binding.
AACAAGAAAACCUGGUUGGUCCUCCACUCCUGACAGCAAAACCAGCGUCAUAAAUCAGACCUAAAAAUAUAACCCACCAUCCAAAGACCAUCAAGCCCACCAACCACCCACCGCUACCUCCAAUUCCUACUAUCUCUGCCUCUCUCUCUCUCCGUUUAAAGCACCUUCACCUGCAUUUCUUCCCUUCAGACUUGAGACUUCUUAGUUCAGAGCUUCAGAAUUUAACAUUUCCUUCUUUAGAAAGAAGAGGCUUUGGUGGGUUUAGCCUUAGAUUGCUUGAUCUGCCUUGACCCCAUUUGUUAUCUGCUCCUCUUAUCUUCCUCCAAGAAAGAACAAAAAUAAUGGGUGGUGGUGAUGGUAAGAUCUACACUUUGGCAGAAGUUGCAGGGCACAACAAUUCCAAGGAUUGUUGGCUCAUUAUCGGCGGGAAGGUAUAUGAUGUAACAAAGUUCUUGGAGGACCAUCCUGGUGGUGAUGAGGUCUUGUUGUCAGCAACAGGGAAGGAUGCUACCGAUGAUUUUGAGGAUGUUGGUCACAGUACCAGUGCAAGAACGAUGAUGGAUGAAUACUAUGUUGGGGAGAUUGAUGUAUCGACCAUUCCCACCAAGACCAAGUACACACCUCCCAAGCAGCCCAACUACAACCAGGACAAAACCCCAGAGUUCAUUAUCAAGCUCCUCCAGUUCUUGGUUCCCCUUGCUAUCCUGGGGUUGGCCAUUGCCAUCCGCUUCUACACAAAAUCUGCAUAAUUGCUGAGAGUGCACCUUGGGACAGGACUAAGUUUGUGUUUGUGCUUAAAAACCGCAAUUAGUUUUCUUCUUUAUGCUUAUUGACAUUGCAACUCAGGGGUUAGUAGUGUAGUCAAACUUGCAUAAUGGUAACGUAUUUGUGUCCCAUUGCAAAAAAAACAGUUUACAAGACUCCUUUGCUGCCUUUAUGUUCUGAGAUCCUAUUCCCCUUUCUUCAGUUAUCUGUCUUCACAAAGUCUCAGACUGUAGUUAUAUUUUCCCUCAGUUUAGCAGAUAUGGAGGUCCAAUUUUUAUGUGAUGCGACCAAAAUUCUUCUAGUGCUUGAAUGACUGGAAUGUAGCCUGCCUUUAAUCACUUACUUUGUAGUACAUUUUAUUUUCAACAUUUUUUUUUGAUACCUAGGGUGUCCGGAUCUUUGACUUGACUAGUCUCCGGGGUCACUGUGAUACCGCCGCUUACAUAGGACUGGGUCAGUCUGAGAUGGAAGCUCUCAUGUGGUGGUCCCAAGAAGUUAGGUGCAACGAAGAAGGUUUGAUCAUGGGACCUCGCUUCUUGAGGCAGAGUACCAUGUCCCCUCCAAAGCCAAUUGUUAACCCCUUAUGGUUCAUUUUAUUUUCAACAUUUGUUGAAAAAAUAAAUAUUUUUUUGAAAA